This is a messenger RNA of Prunus armeniaca (apricot), 1326 nucleotides long. The record is from the annotation of a GenBank genome assembly. Lineage: Eukaryota; Viridiplantae; Streptophyta; Magnoliopsida; Rosales; Rosaceae.
AUGAGGGAGGUUGAGGCUGGGUACGGAUCCAAUGAGUCUAUCCCUAGCGGAGCAACAAGACCCGGUGCUGCUCCAUUACGUCGAUGCAGCAUCUCAAAAGUUGCAGAAAGCUCGUCGAUUUCAUGGAGGACCACGGCUGUCAGCUUCAGCAAUGGGGAAUGGGCAAGUUAUCCAGCACUUGUCUUUUUGAUUCUGGAUAAGUUAUUAGAACCCAUUGACCAUGUCCGUUUUGCUGCCGUCUGCAAGAAAUGGCGUUCUAUGUCCAAAAUCUAUAAUCAGGCAACACAGCGGUGGCACAACAAACAACUUCUCCCCAUGCUCCUGAUCCCGAACCAGGACAAAAACAACGACCGAAGAGUAUUGUACAGCAUUUCUGAAGGAAGAAUCUACAACAAUAUUCAACUGCAAGUUCCUUUUAAGAGGAGGUGUAGUGGCUCUUGCCAUGGCUGGUUUGCCACAGUUGAUCCAACAGACCAAGGUGUAGUGACCGUAACACUCAGGAACCCUUUCACAAAAGCAAAUCCCAUUUAUCUCCCUCCCUUGAAUGCCCAUAUCUCAGUUUAUGGACCAUCCUACUUUGAGCAUUAUGUUCCUAAGGUUAUCUUGUCCACUGACCCCACUCUGAAUCCGGAGAAUUACGUGGUUGUAGCACUUUACCGUUGCUGGUUUGAGUUGGCUUUCAUCAAGGCAGGCCAAAACUCCUGGACCUACGUCAACCCUGCUGGAACUUCAUAUGGUGAUGUAAUAUUCUAUAAAAGCCAAUUGUAUGCAGUUACAUCAUUUGGAGCGAUUGGGUCAUUGGAUGUUCAUGGUAGUGAUAGUAAUAACCCUUCACAACCACCAUCGAUAAAGCUACUCACACCUCGAAAGCCAUUCCGAUCUUAUUGUUUUCAUGCAUAUCUUGUGGAAUCAACUAAGGGAGACUUGCUGCAUAUACUAAGAUAUUAUGUGCCAAAGGACGGUGCUUUUAGGUUUUGUAAUAGGCAGACACUGGGAUUUGCGGUUUACAAGUGGGUGUUGAACGAUGAAGAAGAUGGAGGUUCUAUUGCGCACAAGGUUGAGGUAAAAAGCAUUGGAGAUGAGGCUCUGUUCGUGGGCGACAAUCAUUCAAUCUCUGUUUUGGCUUCAAACUUUCCUGGAUGUCAGCCAAAUUCCAUAUAUUACACCGAUGAUUUCCUAUCAACUUCUCCUUUGUCAGAUGGUGAUGAAGCAAAUGAUAUGGGGAUCUUCAACUUGGAGGAAGGAACCAUCACGCAACAUUACUCAGUGAAAACCAAUACUCAGAGAGCUAUUUGGGUUGUGCCACCUUUUAAUGGACUAUGUUAG